CCUAGCUCGAUCGAUCACCAUGGGUCAAGCCGUCUCCGCCGCUUCUUCCCCCUUCCGCCGCAAAUCGCAGCCGCCGCCGGUUCCUCAGGCUACCGCCCCUCCAGCAGCAAACGACCACGACACGGAGCUCGUCCGCAUCUUCCGCCGCUACGACACCGACGGGGACGGCCGCAUCUCGGCCGCGGAGAUACGCGAGAUUUGGGGCUGCACGGACGCGGAGGCGCAGGAGAUGGUCGCCCAGGCGGACAGCGACGGGGACGGGUUGAUCAGCAUCGAGGAGCUCGCGGCGCUGCUGAAGGGCGGGGGCUCGGAGGACUUGCCGGCGGCGUUCGCGAAGUUUGACGAGAACGGCGACGGGGUGAUCACCCCCGAUGAGCUGCGCCGAGCGUUUCUCCAGCCGCUGCUCGGCCAGGAGAAGCACACGAUUGAGGAGUGCUCCAGGAUGAUCGCGGCGUUUGACCAAGACGGCGACGGCGUCCUCUCCUUCGACGAGUUCAAGGCCAUGAUGGCGCCCAAGAGCGCGUGAUCCGUUCGCACUGCGAUCUGUCUAUGCUUCUCCUUCGUUCAUCGAUGCGCGUAGUUACCGGCAAGUGUAAAGUGGGACCAGUUUUUUACGUUACAAGUUGUAAUG
This is a messenger RNA of Triticum urartu, 631 nucleotides long. RefSeq names its product putative calcium-binding protein CML20. The record is from RefSeq and is a predicted model, not a curated record. Lineage: Eukaryota; Viridiplantae; Streptophyta; Magnoliopsida; Poales; Poaceae. Gene Ontology annotation, molecular function: calcium ion binding.